Molecule: messenger RNA, 1728 nt
Organism: Paramecium tetraurelia
Lineage: Eukaryota; Ciliophora; Oligohymenophorea; Peniculida; Parameciidae
Exons: 6
Biological process (GO): autophagosome organization; autophagy; protein autophosphorylation
Cellular component (GO): cytoplasm; autophagosome
Molecular function (GO): ATP binding; protein serine/threonine kinase activity
Source: RefSeq, a predicted model, not a curated record
AUGGCAAAAAUAAUAGAUAAUUACAUAUUAAUAGAAGGAAUAGGACAAGGAACAUUUGGCGAAAUACACAAAGGCAGAAAUUUGAUAUCUAAAGAAGCUGUGGCUGUGAAAACAAUUAAGUUGGACAGAUUUUUAAAUGAUUCAAUAUUGAAGGAUAUGAUAAUUAACGAAAUCUAAGCAUUGAAAAAAUUAGAGGAUUAACAUAUCGUACGAAUGAUCAAAAUGCUAAAAUCAGCGAACAACAUUUAUUUAGUUUAUGAACACUUAAAUGGGGGAUCGUUAGCAAAUUAUUUAUACGAAAAAGGUCGUCUAACAGAAUAAGAGGGAAGAUAAAUUAUGUCCAAUGUAUUUAAAGGAUUCAAGACCUUAAAUCAUGAAAAAAUCAUUCAUAGAAAUAUCAAUCCAAACAACCUAUUUUUUAAUGAUGGGUCCCCUGCAAGUUAGAAAUUAUUCGAUCCUGAAAACUUCAUAUACUCUGCCCCUGAAAUCCUAUUAAAGACACAAUAACCAUAAUAUGAAGACAAAUGCGAUAUAUUCUCUUUGGGAUUGGUGUUUUAUAAGAUGUUUUUUGGAUAAUUGCCUUUCCCAGAAAAUCUAACUUAGGAUCAACUAAUCGAUUUGUAUAAAAAUUAAUAAUUCAAUCCAAUUGUUGAAGAUUUAUCUGAGAACACUGCCUAUCUUUUAAAUGGAAUGCUAUAAAUUGAUUAAGCAAGAAGAAUAGAAUGGCAAACAUUGUUUCAUGAAGAUCAAGUACCUACUAUGUCAGGCUUAGUAAAUUCCACAAAUACAAAUUUCGCUUCUAAUUAUUAAAUUAAUUCUCAGGUAUAACAAUUUGAGACUGGAGGAUAAAACUUUUAUAUUUCUCAGCAAUCUUUAUAAAAUCAUAUUACAACCAGUCCAAAUGAAUUAGUUAAAAGAAAAACUAAUGUUUCUGAUAAGGAAAAUAUCAAAGCUAACAAAGAAAAUGAUUCUGCAUAAAUCUUUGCUAAAACAACAGAAAAAGAACAAAGUAUAUCGUAAUAAUAAUCCCAACAAUAAGUCUUAUAAAUUUAAUAGACUAAUAAUAACAAUAGUUCAUAGCCUAGUGUUGUUAAAUAAAUUCAACAUUAACUAAGCGAAUUAAGACACAAGUUCAACAUUAUUAUUUAAGGAACUUGUAAGAUUGAAUAAUUAGAAAAUUGGUCAGCUAAGAUAAAAACUGAAAUUUGCAUGAUAUUCUUAUUAAAAAAAGCAAUUAAAUGCAUUAAUGAAAUGUUAGACAUAUGCUAGAAUACUGAUAGAUAAUGGGGAAUUUCUAAAAAUAGAUCAGAAAUAAUCAAGAUUUUAUAAAAAGAUUAUGAUGAUUUGAUUUCAAAUUACAAACAUGUUAAAUAAAUGAACACCUGUCCUCAUGAAGAAUUGAAUACUCACGAAAUGAUAGAUGAACAAUAUGUGGACAAUGUAUUAAUUAUGAUAGCAAAAUAAAUUGCUAUGGAUUUGGGAUAAAUUCGAUCUAGCAUGAGAAGUAAUUCUUAAAUUAAAAGCAGUUCAUUUAAUUAUGAAUAAACUAGUUAGAGAAAUGGUAGCUUUAUUGAAUCAAAAUAAAGUACUUCAAACUAAUACAUAUUUGCAAUCUUUUUAAUAGAUUUAGUUAAAGGAAUGAAUUUUGAAGACUAAAAACCAUAUUUUAAAAAGUUGGAAGAAUCAAAAUUACCUGAGUUAUUAGACUUCAAACUCAAAUCUAUUUGA